Molecule: messenger RNA, 1731 nt
Organism: Ipomoea triloba (trilobed morning glory)
Lineage: Eukaryota; Viridiplantae; Streptophyta; Magnoliopsida; Solanales; Convolvulaceae
Product: vegetative cell wall protein gp1-like
Exons: 1
Coding region: 79-1461 (460 amino acids)
Source: RefSeq, a predicted model, not a curated record
CGGAGGAGUAUUAUAUUGUUUAAGGAUUAAGGUUUGGGUGUUUGUUUUCUGAUACUUUGAGUUUGAGGUGAAAAUAUAAUGGCAAAUCAACAGCAGCCGCGUCCCCUGUUCCGAUUUGCUUCCAUGUUUCGCCCUACGGCGCCGGCGCCGGCACCGGCACCGGCACCACAGCCAACUCGCCCGCCUGCACCUGCCACAGCUACGGCACCACAACAGCCAGUUCGCCCGCCGCUGGCCGCCGCCUCAUUUAGGCCCCCGGCGCCGACUACUACGGUUCGGCCAACUCAACCUCAAGAAUCCACCCCUUCACCGCCGUCACCGCCACUGCCACCGCCCCAACCUGUCGUUGCGACGUCGUCUCCUGUUAAACCGUCACCGCCGUCCCCACCGCCUCCAAUCACACGUUCUCCUCUUCAACGUUUCUCUGCUCCUGCUUCCCCGACAAGGUCCCCUGUUCCGGCUCCUUCUCCGCCUCUUCGAGCCCUUUCACCACCAUCUCCGCCGCCGCCGCAACCAAAACCCGCCGUUACACUGUCGCCGCCGCCGCCGUCACCAACUCCCACACGUUCCCCAAUUAUGGGUUUCGGUCAGCGCUCCCCUGCCUCAGUUACACCGCCGCCGGCAAUGUCUCCUCCUCCACCACCGGCAGCUUCACCGCGAAUCCGCUUUCCUGCCUAUUCUCCGGCAGUUAAGCAAUCAUCGCCGCCGCCGCCAGCCGCUUUUCCGACUAGAAUUACUUCAUCGGUUCCAACCUCUCCGGUUCAAAAGCCAAUUACUGAGUUCACUUCCUAUUCUCCAAAACCCAAAGUUCAGAGUCCCCCUAAACCUCAACCAUUCCAGGAUUAUUAUAAUCCCCCACCCAAACCAGCUUCUCCGGUGAGAGCUCCACCGCCAUCCCCAAAAACUUUUGAGAAAACGCCUCAAAUGUCCCCUCUAAAACUCCCCAAACCGGCCCAAACAAUGUCCGACUCGGAUUCUGAACCCAAAAUCCCGAUUGAUCAGAAAAAAAUGGUGGUUCAAGAAACCACCCAACGAAGCAGAGGGUACAUUCCCCCAAUUAGGCACCAUCCCCAUGAGAACAAACAGAACGAAGCAGAUGAGUAUGGGAUGAGCGUUCUGACCCUGGCAGGGGAGAAUAAAGGCGCCAUUAUGGACCUCAGCCCAGCUCGCAAGAAGUACAACGGAUUCAAUGGCACCCCACAGAAGCUUCAGAGCGAUGCAGAGAAAUCUGGGAGCGGAAGUGACAGCGAAAGUCGGGCUAAAUAUCCCAAUGGAACGGGAAGGGGAAGGAGAUCAUCACUGCCCAUGACAGCCUUCAUGAACAGCAAUGUGCAGUCAAUAAACAACUCAAUUCUGCACAACACUACUUGCAAUCACCAUGAUCCUGGAAUUCAUCUCAUUUUCUCCGGGAAAGAAGGCUUCAAGCCUCAUUAUCCCAAGGGCACCCCAAGCACCAGAUAAAUUCCAUGCGUCUCUUUCUGGGAAGAAUAUAAUCUUUAAAACAAAGAAUUGAGUAAUGCAGAAUGGAUCAUCAUUCCCCAUAUAUAUAAUAUAUAUAGCUGUAAUCCACUUUCUAGUGGAGAGUAAUAUAAGUAAAAUAAACAUGGAUGCCAUAGAUAGAGGAGGAUCGAAUAUUGUAUCCUGUUGCAUUUACGGAUGGAAUUAAUAUUGUGUAAGUAUUAAUACUGUUUUAUGGAAGCUAAAUCAUUGAGGUUUGUGUUUUAAGUUCAA